Molecule: messenger RNA, 2493 nt
Organism: Biomphalaria glabrata
Lineage: Eukaryota; Metazoa; Mollusca; Gastropoda; Planorbidae
Product: peptidase inhibitor 16-like
Exons: 7
Coding region: 1616-2404 (262 amino acids)
Source: RefSeq, a predicted model, not a curated record
UUUGUACUACUUCUCUCUAGUUCAUUCUCAGGUCUUCAAUUAGAUAUCUUUGUACUACUUCUCUAGUUCAUUCUCAGGUCUUCAAUUAGAUAUCUUCAUUCUGUUCGCGUGUAGCAAUGAAACUCCAGGAGCGAAAGUUGGAAUUUUAUUUUCAAAACAUUAUCAAUAUGGUAGUUAUAAAGAUGAAAUAACAUUUUCGAAAACAAUUGAAGACCUUGCAACAUUAAAAUGAUUGAGAGGCAGUUUUCCAAAUAAUUCAAAAAAUUUAUUUUAACUACUAGUUAUGUGAUUUCAGGUAAAUUAGGAAUGUACAAAAUGUUUAUUUGAUAACAUCUCAGUUGAAUUAGGUACUAGUAAUGUUUUUAAAAAAUGUUGAUAACUUAUCAACUGAAAGAUCAAACUGGUUGGAGUGCACGCUCGAUCAAUGAGAUAUAUCAAGUGUAUUGUGACAGAAAUAAAGAAAAAAAGAAGCGUAUGUUGGGCAGGUACCUCGAAAACAUGGCAGAGAACAGAGGAGCAAAAAUUGUAUACAGGAAAAAACCUAAGGCAGUGACUCAAUGCAAACCCCAAAUAUUAUGGACUGAUGUUAUGGCGGCAAAUCUACAACAGCUUGGAGUUCGGGCGUGGAGACCAAAGUCCAGGAAAGAUCUGAAUGGAGGGAUGACAAAGUCCAGGAGAGAUCUGAAUGGAGGGAUGUCAAUGCCCAGGAGAGAUCUGAAUGGAGAGAUGUGUUGAGGCAGGUCACAGCCCUCUAUCGGCUUUAGCACCACUGGCAUGGAUGGAUGGAUAUCAGCUGAAUAAGGCACUAUGGAUGUUCAAUGAUGUUUAUUUGAAAGUCAGCCCUUUUAUUUCACAAAGAAAUUUAAAGAGUGCUUUGUUUGUGACGGUACUCAACCGGUUAGGCAUACCGGCACCUUUUUAAAUGUGGGGAAAAAUUAUUAUUUUUCUUGUAUUUUAACGUUUAUUGUUAAUUUAUUAGUUUGUCAAUCCAUCAUUGAGUACCGGCACCUAGUCUUUUACAAAAAAAAAUGCAUUUGAUAUGUGCGUUUCUUUCUAAAUUCUUGAAUUUUCACUAAUCAAUAAAUAACCUAUGUUAGCUUCUCAAGUUCGUAAUAUAUUGUUUUAAAUGUCAGAUGACAAAUAAAUUUAGUAUUUCUUAUCCCCGAGUACGUAACAAUACAUAUUAAGGAGGGUUAGCCGUAGUACAGUGUUUAUCCAAUUUACACAUUUUACAGAGCCAUUCAAGUUUCUUUAUAUUUGGCCAGUUCAAGUGUGUUGUUGUUAAUGAACCCGCCAGCUUAACUGUUUCAAUGAAGAAACAAAAUAAACAUUUAUCUAGGAGCUCGAGGAGAACACAACAGUGGGAAGUGUUUCAUUUGGUCCCAGCUGCAACCAUUAGGAUAUACAUAUACAUUUACAAAGGACAAAAGCUGAAACUACAGAAACUUGUUUGUUUUCAUUAUGUUACAGAAAAUUGGUUUCCAAUUCUUGUCUUAGAAUUGCCUAAAUAAGCACACACACGCACAUCUACCUUCCAAAAGUUCGAUCACACAAGUGUCGCAGCUGAUCUUCGUAUGAAUUCUGCUUCUGCCUGUAUGACCACCACUAGCACUGAAUGGAGACGAAGACUUUUGCUGUUAGCUUGCUGGCUCUGUACCUUGUGUGUUUGGUGUCUGGUGGAGAGGAAACGUUGCAACCAUCAAGAAGUAUCUACAGAAGACCUGGUCAGUUUCGUCUGUCCAGUUCGUCCCAGAAAACUUCGUUCACCGAAGAGGAGCAGAGUAAACUUUUGAACCUUCACAAUGCUUAUAGAAGUUUGGUGUUUCCACAAGCAAUGAACAUGAGAGAACUGAUAUGGGACAAAGACCUGGAAGAGUUUGCCAGGGUCCAUGUUCAGAACUGUACAGGGGCACACAGUCAUAGGUCGAUGGUGAAAAAGUGGAAACCAAAUGAACCAGGCUCUUGGAAGGAAUGGAACUAUAUGGGCGAAGUUCUCUACUACAGAUACAGUCAUUGGUACAGUAUUGAAGAAGCUAUGUGGAUGUGGUGGUCAGAAGGUAAGGAUUACAACAUUACGACCAACACUUGUGUCAAGGGAAACGAAUGUGGACAUUAUCUAGUUAUGACAACUGCUGCCAACUCCAGAGUAGGCUGCUCCAUCAAUGUUUGUCAAAUAUUCAGUGUAAGCAAAUACCAAACUCCAGCUACAUUCAUGGCCUGUGUCUAUGAUGCUCCGUACUUCCACACUGACAGGCCGUACAAAGUAGGAGACGUCUGCUCGGAAUACACCACACAAAAACAAGGUUAUCACUUCCAGUAUUGUCGUCACCAACUCUGCAUUGGACCAGACCAAAGAGUAAACAACCUGGGUUUUAGCGGCAACACAUCAGUAACAGGAAUAUAGAAAGUAGAACAAGGCUCAAUCUGUUCAAUCUACAGGACUCAAGACUGUUGCACACUUAAAUAGAACUCAAACGUUAUUGUUAACCAGUU